AUGGAGUCAUGCAAACAAAAGUGCCAGCAGUACUUUCUGCGAGUCAUGUCGCGCAAACUUUGUUUUUGUUUAUGUUUGUUUAACCGGUGGUGGAACCAAGCUCCGAAAUCAUGGGGGCAAACGUUGCCGCUGCUCAAUGCUGCGAUGGCACCAAAGAAUGCAAGGCUGAAGAAAUGUUUUUUGGCGAGCGGGUGGACCAGUGGCAAGUGAUGCCGGUUGAGAGCUUCAAGACUUUGGAACAAGAACGCAUUAACCCUUACACGGCGCCACCUUCGAAAACAGAAGGACAAUGCACCAUGUCGUUGGCAGACUGCCAGAUGGACGUGACCGAACCCCGCAGCGAGCUCGUCUUGGCGGAGACGCCGGACAGCGUGGUGGUGAUCACUGAUGGCCGAAGAGGCGCCGAGCUGCUGGACCACACGACCAGGCCCAAGAGUCGCAAACACUGAGCGGCCGGAGUGGGCAGGUGGCAACCGCUGGAGCGGCCACAGCGGUUGAGAGCCUAAGAGCGGUCCGACGCGCUUUCAUGGACUUACUUUUCAAUCCAAUUUGGGAAUGAUUACC
Molecule: messenger RNA, 564 nt
Organism: Durusdinium trenchii
Lineage: Eukaryota; Dinophyceae; Suessiales; Symbiodiniaceae
Source: the annotation of a GenBank genome assembly